Dermacentor silvarum is the source of this 4660-nucleotide messenger RNA. Its product is annotated as homeobox protein EMX2. Lineage: Eukaryota; Metazoa; Arthropoda; Arachnida; Ixodida; Ixodidae. Gene Ontology annotation, molecular function: DNA-binding transcription factor activity, RNA polymerase II-specific; DNA binding. Bases 376 to 1257 code for a protein of 293 amino acids. The record is from RefSeq and is a predicted model, not a curated record. The transcript is spliced from 3 exons. Gene Ontology annotation, biological process: regulation of DNA-templated transcription; central nervous system development; neuron differentiation.
UCCCCCGCCGCGCCGUCCCCCCGCCAGCGAAGCCCCUCCCCGUCCGGCCCCCCACCGGAACUCGCCGGCCAGAGCAGAGCGGAUCGACCGCGCGAGCCAAGCUGUCGCUGCUGCCUCCCCGCACCGACCGACGACCGUGCAGCGGCUGCCGCGCGCGUGCGUGUCUACGACGAUGUCGACCCAGUUGGCUCCGGUGCCGCCGUUCUGAGCCGCCGCCCCCCACACCGUCCACCCCACCCUUGCCAGGGGAUCCUCCGUGCACACGUCGUCCGCCCGAAGAGCGUCGCCGCGCGAGAGAGUGCCUUGCUGGACGUGCGCGCCUGUGCUUCGGCUUCGAUGCCGGCGGGCUGAGUGGCAACAAGCCGGCAGCCAGGCAUGGUGUCACCGCCGGAGACCAUGAUGCCUACAGCGGCCCCCAACAAGCCCAAGCUCGGCUUCUCCAUCGAGUCGAUCGUCGGCAAGGAUGCGGUCGACGAGCGGCGAGCGGACGUCGCCGCCACCGCUCACCACCACCACCACCUACCGGACUCGGACUCUCUGGCGGCCUCGGGUCCGCCGGACUCGCCCCGGCCCCCCGCCGUGCCGCCGGUCUCCGGAGGCGGCGUCGCCGUGCCCAUGGCCACGUUUCCGCCUCUGGCGGCCGCGUACGCCGCGAUGGUCGCCGAACACCACCAUCACCAGCAGCAGCAGCAGCAGCACCAUCAGCUGUCCCGCGGCCCACCGCCAUACCUGGGCUCGGCGUCGGCGCUCCAGCACCACCACCCUCCGCCACCCACCGCGCUGGGACACCUGGUGGGACCCGGUGGGCCCUUCAUGGUGUCCCGGGACCCGCAGCCCCUCUACCCCUGGUUGCUGGCGGCCAGGCAUUCGAGGCUCUUUGCGCACCGAUUCGGAGGUCCCGAGCCGGCGGGCUUCCUGCUGCACCCGUUCCGGAAGCCCAAGCGGAUCCGCACCGCCUUUUCGCCGUCGCAGCUGCUGAAGCUGGAACACGCCUUCGAGAAGAACCACUACGUCGUCGGCGCCGAGAGGAAGCAGCUCGCGCAGUCCCUCAGCCUCACCGAAACGCAGGUGAAGGUGUGGUUCCAGAACCGACGGACCAAGCACAAGCGCCAAAAGCAGGAGGAGGAGCACUCGACGUCCCACGGAGGCUCGGACUGCAAGGCGUCCUCAUCGCCUAGGCCGCCGGCCGCGCUCUCGCCGGACAUCCAGAUGGACGACUCGAGCUCCGACUCGACGCAGCCGGACCCACUGUCGUGACGCCAGCAGCUCUCGCCCGUGACGCAAGAGCAUCAUCAGCAGCCGCCCGUGCAGCUGCCUCGCGGACUGUGCGCCCCUUGUGGACCGUACGCCGCUGCUGGGCCGGUCGCCGCGUUGUGGACGCUGGGCGGGGGGCUGGCGCCGCCGCGAAUGUGAACUCCCCUUCGGACGAUGCGCGUGUGUUUGCGCGAUUUCACUGUCGACGACGACGAUGCAGUUCCUCGCUUCACUCUCAUGUACACUCAUGGAACCACGUUGGUGACCCCGUGCGCCAGAUCUCGGCCGCAGUGGACAACUGCUGCUGCCAGACCGUCGUGCUCACGAGGAUGGGACUCGUUGCUUUGCUUUUUGCUCUCCUCCGUGAAUGGCAUGUGUGGCGAACGAAAAUGGAAUUACAUUCUCAGACAGCCCAUUGGCGCAUUGGGGCCUCUGAUAAAGAAGGGCGCCGUUAACUGGUUGCGCGGGAUAAUGCGCUGUAUUUCGACCAUAGCAGCCUGUAACACUUAAUCAGUCAAACCAAAAAACAAAAAAAAAGGGGGGGGGGGGGGAAGAAUGACGAAGCAAGAAGUGCAGUGAAGUCCUGGCUUGGCAAACUCCGGUACGGGUCCCGUGCUUCGAUAUGGCAUUAUGACUGAAGCGGGCGUCAUUCACGUGGUUCCCGAGCUUCACGUAAUUAACGAAGCGGUCGGCCUCUAUACCGCUGGGCACACUGUGUGCGUGUGGGUACCCGGUGCGACCGCGCUUAGUCGGAGCUGCCGACGGAGACAAGGCGCGGCCGCGUCGAAGCGGUGUGUCGGUCGGCGAGGCUCGCGUGACCAUUUCGGUGUGCUGUUACGCGAGUUCCCGUUACACGGGGUCGUCGUUAUCUGCGUGUUAAACUGUGUCCAAAUACUUUCUCUUUUUAUCCGGCAGGUAUGCGAAGCACUCUUCGCCGUAUGGCACUUCGCAAUGAGGAAAUCAGGAUUUUCCUUAAAUUUUAGUCGCAAGAGUUUCGGUGAACUGUGAGAGCCGCCUCUGAUUGGGUCUUUCUGCAUCUGCGCGCGCUGCCCGCGGGAGGCUUGGCGCUGAUCCAGUUCCAAAAUUUACAACGGCAUGAACUGUUUCUUAACAGUCUCGUUCAUGUCUGGUUGUAGUCUUUCAUUGCGCAUAACGUACGUAUGCGCUCGAAGGCACGCAAACGUCUUUGAGGGGCGGUCGACCGCCUUGGGCUGGCGCCCGGUCACUCCUAUAUAGCAAGGGCCAACGUAUAUAAGAAUCUGUAAGCUGAUGCGCCUGUGAUUUCGUUCAUUUUAACUCUUGCUGCUUGAUUUCACACAUCGGCGCAUAUAAAUUAGCAGAAAGGAAAUAAGCAAAGUUAUAGAAAACACAAAGGACGACUUUCAGUGUAUUACUGGAUGUUAAUUGUUUUUUUUUCUUCAUCUAUUUUUUUUUUCGUAAUGGAGGACAGCUUCGUAUGCGUUUGCGCUCCGGAUACUUCGUCGACGUGAGUACCGUACUUCACAAUAACCGCACAGAGAUUAAUGAAUGUAGGGAUCCCUUCUUGGUGAACAAGUAGGGCGUUUUUAACAAAGUCGUGUUAAGAACAUUGCACGAGUCGCCGCCUCCCCCUCGUCUGUGGCAUAUACCGUCGAACGCGCCUCCGCCGUCGAAAGAUAUAUAUAGCGACGAAAAACGCCCCUAGAUGAACCGCUCUCCAUGCGGGCUGUGGUGCACGCACUCUGAAUCAGCGUGCCGCGCUGCUUGAAGCCUGAGCGUGUGCAGUCGCGACGGACUAGCGUACUUUGAGUGACUUCGUACUCCGAGAAGUUCUUCCGCCGACAGACUCGUUGCGCUGUGUGUUACGUAUGGACGGUGCAAACGGUGUUGCGACGUCGGCGCCGACCGACGACGACAAAUGACGACGAUGUGGCCGCGACGUGCUAUAGGACUGAGCGUGUGCGGAAGAAGCAAUGGACACGCUGACUCUCGAUGUGCCCGGCGGGCCGAAGUGCGUAUGUGUGUGUGUGUGUCUUCACCUGUGUGUGUGUGUGUUUGGCGUCCAUCGCGGUCGUACAUUCAUGUUCGUUCGAAAGCCGUGUGUACAGAAUCGUGUUCUUUGAGUUUCUUUUUUUUUCUUUGUCGUCGCCCUUGACCACGUGUUUAUUCUUCCUUCUGGCUUCUUCACCCCCUCCCCCCCCCCCUUUUUUUUUUUAUUCUUGCACACCACUUGCUCGAGCCUUUGUUCACGCCAUGAUGGCGUUAUGUCUGAAGGCACCGACACUCAUCAACAGCACCUGAAGGAAAGGCCAACCGUUGCCUCUGAAACCAAAGAAGCCUUUCUUUUUUCUUUUUUCUAAUUUUCAGAGGCUGAACUGAAACUUUCUCAGCAUCAGACGCAUUGCGCCUCGAUAGAGCCUCAGUGUGGUCGAGCAAUGUGAGCGCUGUGUGCAGCCUGGAGUUUUAACCUUAAACUGAAAAAUAGUCGUGUGAAACAAAAUGGAAAAAGGAGCGAGAGAGAUCAGUAAGGCAUCAGUUUGCGACUUGGGAAAUUCUAGCGAUUUGGUGUUUCAGGCAAUUAAGCCCACCCAUCCCUUGCCACCAGUUUUGAUAAACCAGCGUCAGGAGUGUUUUGCUCAACUGCAUUGAGUGUGCGUGUAAACUUUGCGCGGGCGGAAGGUUGUCAGCGACGAAGCAGGACCUGACUUUGUAGCAGUAGAGGGCGCUAAAUCACAAAAACUCGCCACUACCUUGGGUGUGACACUAAGUUCCAUCACGUGUGGCUGUUUUUCACCGGCGCAAGCGUUGCGCGUCAUCUUGCAGCGAUUGACUUGGAGCUGCACAGUGCAGAUGCUAAAAGCACUGCAGCUUUUAAUACCCGGUUUUACGUCGUUUGGAGGACACGUAGUGUCCUUCGGCAGCUCCUGUCGAGAUUUAUUAAUAAGAAAAGAAAAGAAAGAAAGCAAGCAAGAAAGAACGAAAGACUGAAAAAACGAAUGCAAGCGUUCCUUGGUGGAACUCAACGUCCUUGUUCGGUUAUAGGCACCAGUUCUGGAAACGAGUUUGAUCGACACAGUCUGUGUGCGUCGUUGCUUUGCAGCCUUUCAAACACAAGAGUGCGCGUUAGUGCUCCCAGUGCUCUUCGGAAGGUGUUAAUGAACUCUCGCUGCGACUUUGACCAGAUUGGUUCGGCUUCCGUGUCUGGCGCAUGCAUCGGAAAUACAAGCAAACAAGAAAAAAGAAAAUGUCCUGCCGAGUGAAACGCUUCGUAAGAACUUCUGUGGAAUCUGUACAUAUACGACACACUAUUUGUUUUAGGUACGUGCGUGCUUUUCUUUCUGUAUUGUUUAAAGUGUAAAUACGGUCGAUGUAAUUUAUAACAUGCGAAAAAGGGAUUCUCAUUAAAGAAGAAAUGUGCAUCAAUUGA